Molecule: messenger RNA, 745 nt
Organism: Culicoides brevitarsis
Lineage: Eukaryota; Metazoa; Arthropoda; Insecta; Diptera; Ceratopogonidae
Exons: 2
Coding region: 64-678 (204 amino acids)
Source: RefSeq, a predicted model, not a curated record
UAGGGAAAAAAAUUUAGAUUAGGACUUCUCUCGAAUAAUUUUUGUCACUCAUCAUCUCGAAAAAUGGAAGAAAUCUGGUCAAAAGUCACGUCAACGUUGAAUCUCGAUGCCACUGCGAGUCAAAUCUGGCUGGAAAAGCUCAAAGAACGCUACAACGACACGACAGUGCGACACUAUCACACCGAAGACGAGAUGUUAAAAUCAAAAUUAGCAUAUUUAGUGGAUCAGAAGCCCUCGGUUGUGCUCGCCGUUCUCUUUCAAUACUACGAACUCGACUCCCAAGGCAACUCCAUCGAGAUGAACUGCCAAGCGUUCAAGGAAUUCUGCAAGGACACCGCCCUAAAUGACGAAAAUCUCGUGCAGCACGUUUUGCGUCUUCUGGGCGACCCGUCGGCGAAUGUCUUCGACAUCGAGGACGAUUUAAACUUUUUGCAAGACCUGGAUUUGGUUUAUCUGAGUUCCAGUGCGGAAGAUUUCAGGCGACAACGGGAACUUUUGCGACUGGAAUACAAACAGAUGAACGACAAACAGUACAAUUCGAUGCGAUUGAAGUUUUUGGAGACUUUUUUGAAUGUUUUGCCGUGCAUUUAUUCGACGACGCAGUUUAGGGAGCAGUUUGAGGAGGCGGCAAAGGCGAAUAUUACAGCGGAAGUGGAAGAAUUGAAGGCUCUCGUGUAGAUUUGGAAGCUUUGUACUUUGAGAAAUUGGUGGAUUUGCUAAAAUUGGGAGGAAAUUUGAAGAAUUU